This is a messenger RNA of Telopea speciosissima, 1583 nucleotides long. Its product is annotated as GDP-mannose transporter GONST1-like. Gene Ontology annotation, cellular component: Golgi apparatus. Gene Ontology annotation, molecular function: antiporter activity; GDP-mannose transmembrane transporter activity. Bases 237 to 1253 code for a protein of 338 amino acids. NCBI's taxonomy places the organism in Eukaryota, Viridiplantae, Streptophyta, Magnoliopsida, Proteales, Proteaceae. The record is from RefSeq and is a predicted model, not a curated record. The transcript has 9 exons.
CGGCUCAAAAUCAAAUACCUUCGUGCCUUUUCUCUCUCCACCUUCUGUGUCUUCUAUUUCUGCUUCUGUCUGAGGGUGUUCCCCUAGAGCCUCACGAUAUUGUUCCGCUUCAAAUACUUUCAAGGUGGCUUGAAAUGGGUAAUAAAGCUUCAAAAGCGAAGAACAUAAUGGAGUUAUAGAAUUAGUCGUCUGUACUCCUAUUGAAACAGCUGAGGUUAGCGAGAGCACCUUCUGUAAUGAAGACUCUCAGCAAAGAUGAAAUCGACUUGGAAGAUGGGAAGGUGGACAGAAAUAAAGAGAAAACAAUACACAGCAACAGGGUAGUGAAAAUUCACAACCAUGCUUUGUUGUCUGGUCUUGCUUAUUGCAUAUCAUCCUGCAGCAUGAUAUUGGUUAACAAGUUUGUGCUAUCCUCCUACAAUUUUAGAGCUGGUAUAUCUUUAAUGCUCUAUCAGAAUUUGAUCUCUGUGGUUAUUGUAUCAAUCUUGAGUUUUUUGGGCAUCAUAUCAACAGAACCCCUUACAUGGAGAUUGAUUCGGGUCUGGUUCCCUGUGAAUGUUAUAUUUGUUGGGAUGCUUAUUACAAGCAUGUUUAGCUUGACGUACAUGAAUGUUGCUAUGGUAACAGUCCUGAAGAAUGGCACCAAUGUGAUCACUGCCGUUGGUGAAAUGUAUCUUUUUAAGAAGCAUCAUGACAGCAGGGUCUGGGUUGCAUUGUUCUUAAUGAUCAUUUCAGCAAUUUCUGGAGGAAUUACAGAUCUUUCUUUCCAUGCCGUUGGCUACAUGUGGCAAACUAUUAAUUGCUUCUUGACGGCAUCAUAUUCGUUAAUGCUACGCAGGGUCAUGGAUACAGCAAAGCAAGUCACCAAAUCUGGAAACUUGAAUGAAUUUUCAAUGGUGUUGCUCAAUAACAUUCUUUCUUUGCCUCUGGGCAUUCUGCUUAUUUUUCUGUUCAAUGAGGUGGAUUUUCUCUAUAACACGCCACUUUUGAAGAUGCCUAUGUUUUGGCUGGUGCUGACAUCAAGUGGAUUUUUGGGCCUUGCGAUCAGCUUCACUUCAAUGUGGUUUCUUCAUCAGACUGGGGCGACAACAUAUAGCCUUGUGGGGUCGCUGAAUAAGAUUCCUCUCUCCAUUGCUGGGAUAAUGCUUUUCAAUGUCCAAACUAGUCUGGAAAACUGUGCAAGCAUUCUUUUUGGUCUUUUGGCAGGAGUGUUUUUUGCCAGAGCCAAAAUGUUUGAGAAAUCUCAGUCCUGAGAUUGAGACUGCUCUAUUUCUCCACGCUGCUUUGCAGUGUAGUUGCAGCUUCUGCACCCAGUUAUCUUCGAUGCAUAUGACCCUAUAUGGAUAUACUGGCAAAGAUUUGCAGAUCGAACCAGUAAGGAUUCAAUCAAGACUUCGGGGAGAAAGAGUUUGUCUUUGAGAUGAAAAUAUCAUAGUUACUCAUCAAAGAUAUCCUCUUUCUUUUGACUUCUACCUGUGUUGUACAAUGUGAGUACUUAGAUCGCGUUACCUUUAUUUUCUUGGUUUUGCUAAGAAUGCUGUAAUUUGAUCAUCUGCAGAAGUUGGGUUUAUGAGAUUUUUUUU